UAACACUGAGAUGUCUUGUACCUGAAAAAUUCGGGUUACCCUCCCGAUAAUUGCGGUUGUUGCAAUCGCACGAACACUAGCGUCAACGCAGCAUGUGCGAAGGGGGCGUUCCGAAAUUAGUUCCCAGUACUAUCGACAGCCUGUUAUCUCUUUUGCGCUGCCGCGUUCGUGAGUAGUUCUACCUCUGUCGCCCAUGACGAGCACUGUAAAUGUCAUACUAAACACACGAGUCAAAUCAAUGAGUCAAAUAUCGUUAAUCCGCACGUGUGACUCGCGCAAUGUUCCGAAUACUUGUGAAGGAAAGUUUGAUUGAGAAACAAGCGAAAUUUAAUAAAAUAACUUGAAAGGAGUAGAGCAAGGGCAAACAAAAAGUCUAGAGGAAACGUAACCUAACCUGAACGCGCAAACUUCAGGUCAAACACCGAAGCUGGGCUUGUAGGAAUUCGCGUUGAUUUUGGAUAUUAUGUUUACUAGAAAAGAACAAUUGAUUGCACGUACAGGAAAGAAUAAGGUUGGACGUUUUGAAUUCUUAAAACUUUUGACCAACGAAUUCAAAACUUCAAAGUCUAAAGAAGCAAAGACACAAGUGUUGGCUAACUUGGUCAAUUUUGCCUACGAUCCAAUAAACUAUGAAUAUCUACGUAAACUGAGAGUCAUCGAUCUGUUUCUAUAUUUACUCUCCGAAGAUGACAAAGAUUUUGUCCGUUUUUCCAUCGGUGGAGUCUGCAACUUGUGUUUAGAUCCACAGAACAAGGAUUACAUCAUUCACAGUCACGGUGUGCAGGCUGUAUCGUCUCUGCUGACGUCCUCUGAUGAAGAAACGGUUCUUUCAGCUAUAACGACACUGAUGUUCCUGAUCACGCCUUUUUCAAAACCACUAAUAACUUCCCCUGAAAUUAUUGAAUCUAUGAUAUAUUUCUCAAAUAGUUCCAACAUUAGAAUUAAAAACUUGGCAACGAUAUUCCUCACAGAUUACUGUUCUGAUACCAACGUUAAGCACAUUAAAGAACAUCCAACAGUUGUUCCAGUUUCCGCGAUUCCGCUACCAUCCGUGAUGAAUAGCAGGCUUUUUACACUCUGCGCAAGGAAUUCAAGGUCCUACAGUGCCAAACUUCCAUCUAAACUUGCCUCUGAUCAAAACCUCAAGCCUGGCGAUAGCAUAACUAUAACUAAAUCGAUAACCGAGGAUGAUAUUCUGAGUUUCGCCAAGCUCACUGAUGACUUCAAUCCAAUUCAUAUAACGUCUCCUAAAAACAUUGUACAUGGAGCAUUCCUAAAUGGUUUGGUUUCCGGUGUUAUCGGUACUAAAUUGCCAGGUGCUGGGACGAUAGUCGUCGAACAGAUAAUCAGGUAUCCAAAGCCAUGUUAUGCUGGCGAUACUGUUUCAAUAAGCGUUGAAAUAGUCACUGUAAGGAAAAUUAUCAAGUGUAAAUAUCGAUGCAUCGCUAAUAUGGAACGAAUCGUUCUUGAAGGUGAAGCUAAACUCAUGGCGAGUAAUGCCCAAGUGAAGAAAAUAAGCUUCACGCAGUAGGAUUUAUAUAUCUGUUCACUAAUUUUAACUUUUUUGUUAUUUAAAUGUGUAAUAAUAAAAGUGAAAUCUUGAGAAAUAAGUUGCUCAGUUUUCCAAUAGAACAAA
This is a messenger RNA of Neodiprion fabricii, 1636 nucleotides long. Its product is annotated as armadillo repeat-containing protein 7. The record is from RefSeq and is a predicted model, not a curated record. Bases 464 to 1531 code for a protein of 355 amino acids. Gene Ontology annotation, molecular function: protein binding. The transcript has 4 exons. NCBI's taxonomy places the organism in Eukaryota, Metazoa, Arthropoda, Insecta, Hymenoptera, Diprionidae.